Molecule: messenger RNA, 1830 nt
Organism: Rotaria sordida
Lineage: Eukaryota; Metazoa; Rotifera; Eurotatoria; Philodinida; Philodinidae
Source: the annotation of a GenBank genome assembly
AUGAAACGAUUAUUUGAUGAAACUGAAUCAAUAAUUAAACGUCAUUGUCUUCUUAUUUCUUUCUUAUCAACAUCAGAUGAAAUCAAUGAACCUGACGAAGAAAUCAUUAUUAAUGAACAUAUUAAUUCAUUAAAUAGUCAAAAUGAUCAUAAUGAUAGUAUUGAAAUUAUACCUGAAAAUAUGAAUAGUACAUGUCAACAAACUGAUCAUAGAAUGAUAAUACUUUCAGAUUCUGAUUCAGAUGAUAAUCAAAUCAUUGAUGUAACUGAUAAUAAUAAUUUUUUAUCAAGAAUACCAACAAUCAAUACAUUAAUAUCAUCACCUCAUAAUGAAUUAAUCGAAAAUAAUGAAACAAAUAUUGAAAAUAUUCAUGAAUUAAUUGAUUUAACAGAUGAUGAAUCAAAUUCUUCUUAUUGUUCAUCGAAUAAACUUGAAUGUCAAUCAUCAAUUGAUAUUGAAGAAUGUCCAAUAUGUUUAGAAACUUUUACUGAUUUACAAUAUACAGGUGUUUAUUUAAUAAUUACACAAUGUAGUCAUAUUAUGUGUACAUUAUGUAGUCGUCAGUUAUUAGCUAUAUCAUCUCGAUGUCCAUUAUGUCGAGAGAAUAUUAAUUCAAAUACACUUAUACCAUAUUGUAUAAUGGCUCUUGCUACUAUCCAAGCAUCAUAUCAUGAUGAUGAUGAUGAUAAUGAGAAAAGUACAACAAUAAUACGUGAAGAGAAAAUCGCUGAUCAAGUAGCCGUAAUAACAGAUCCAACAUUUUCUGUUAUGUCACGAAUUAAACUUGAUUUAGCACCCGUUAUUGCCAUUCAGCCAACAGAUACAAGUAGUUUUCUCGAUAUUAAAACAAGAGAAGUUUUAUAUAAUCCAAAAUUUGAAGAUAUGUAUGCACCGGUAGUAAUUUGGUCCAAUAAAUCCAAAUUUGCCCCACAACAACAACGUAGUUAUAAGAAUCUAUUAAAUGGUUAUGCAGAAUCGACAACAUUAAGUGAUUUUCAAUUUGAAAAUCAACGACGAACAUUCGAUAGUUUUGGUUAUGCAGCAGAUCCAAGUCUUGGAGAUUAUAAUAUAUUACAAAUGAUUGGUGAUCAAACUAGUGCUGAAAUAAAUCAAGGCAUGACUAUAUUUGAAAAAACAAGUAAAAAACGUUCUGAUGAAAAACUAAAAAAAGAAAAGAAUAAUGAUCCAAGUGAUGUCGAAGGUUUUCAUGGUCCAUGGGCUCCAUUUGUCGAUGAAAUUACUGUAUCACGUCCAUCUGAAGAAGAACAAAAAGAAAUCGAUGAAUAUCUAGCGAAAAAACGCAAAUCUAAACGACCUACAUUUGAAGAUCGUAAUGCACCAAUGUCUACUCGUGAUCCUGAAUCAACAACAUUGAAUAACGAACCUGAAGAUUCAUCAUCAACAACAUUACAUAUUAAAGAUCCAUAUGAUUAUCAAGGUCGAUCAUUUCUUCAUAUACCACAAGAUGUUGGUGUUAAUCUACGUUCAGAACAUGGACCACAACGAUGUUUUAUUCCAAAACAAUGUAUACAUAUAUACAAAGGACAUACAAAAGCUGUACAAAAAAUUCAUUAUUUUCCUGUUUCUGCUCAUCUUUUUCUUACUUGUUCAAUGGAUUGCAAAGUUAAAUUGUGGGGAUUUUAUAAUGAACGUCGUUGUAUUCGAACAUAUGCUGGACAUAGUCAAGCUGUACGUGAUGUUAAUUUUAAUAAUACAGGCACUGAAUUUCUUUCUGCUUCAUAUGAUAAAAUGUUUGAUAUUCGAAGUGGUCAUGUUGUACGAGAAUAUGAUCGACAUUUAGGUGCUAUUAAUACUGUUACAUUUUGUUGA